CGGCAUAAAAGAACACACGCUGUUGAGAAGCCUUACAAAUGUAAUCAAUGUGGUAAACCCUUUGCACAAAACAGUCAUCUCAAAAGCCAUACAAGAACACAUACUGGAGAGAAACCUUAUGAAUGUAACCAGUGUGGUAAAGCCUUUGCACAAAACAGUCAUCUCACAAGACAUAAAAGAACACACACUGGACAGAAACCUUAUGAAUGUAACCAAUGUGGUAAAGCCUUUGCAGAAAACAGUACUCUCAUACGGCAUAAAAGAACACACACUGGAGAGAAACCUUAUGAAUGUAAUGAGUGUGGUAAAGCCUUUGCAGAAAACAGUACUCUCUUAAGCCAUAAAAGAACACACACUGGAGAGAAACCUUAUGAAUGUAGUGAGUGUGGUAAAGCCUUUGCAGAAAAAAGUACUCUCGUAAGCCAUAAAAGAACACACACUGGAGAGAAACCCUAUGAAUGUAACCAGUGUGGCAAAGCCUUUGCAGAAAACAGUACUCUCUUAAACCAUAAAAGAACACACACUGGAGAGAAACCUUAUGAAUGUGACAAGUGUGGCAAAGCCUUUGCAUUAAACAGUCAUCUCGUAAGCCAUAGAAGAACACACACUGGAGAGAAACCUUAUGAAUGUAACCAAUGUGGUAAAGCCUUUGCAGAAAACAGUACUCUCAUACGGCAUAAAAGAACACACACUGGAGAGAAACCU
This is a messenger RNA of Meriones unguiculatus (Mongolian gerbil), 705 nucleotides long. RefSeq names its product zinc finger protein ZFP2-like. Gene Ontology annotation, molecular function: DNA-binding transcription repressor activity, RNA polymerase II-specific. Lineage: Eukaryota; Metazoa; Chordata; Mammalia; Rodentia; Muridae. The transcript has a single exon. The record is from RefSeq and is a predicted model, not a curated record. Gene Ontology annotation, biological process: negative regulation of transcription by RNA polymerase II. The annotation marks the transcript as partial.